This is a messenger RNA of Candida tropicalis MYA-3404, 1086 nucleotides long. RefSeq lists its product as uncharacterized. The transcript has a single exon. Gene Ontology annotation, cellular component: cytoplasm. The coding region runs from base 1 to 1086 and encodes 361 amino acids. The record is from RefSeq and is a predicted model, not a curated record. Gene Ontology annotation, biological process: protein import into nucleus. Lineage: Eukaryota; Fungi; Ascomycota; Pichiomycetes; Serinales; Debaryomycetaceae.
AUGUCUAGUGAGCCACCAAAGAUUUUAAGAAUUAAAAGAAAGAGACAUCAAGAUCCAUUGCAAGCUUUAAUCCUUGAGGAUAGACGAAAUGUCAAGCGUUCAAAACCAUCAUCACCAACUGCAUCACCUAAAUUAUCACCAAUUGCCACACCAAGAAGAAUAACAUCUAAAGAGAAUCUUAAUUAUGUAUUUAAACUAGCUAGAACUGAUGAGUCAGAUAAAGUUAAUGCUAAUGAUGCAUCUAUUAUUCAAACAAUUAUUGCUGAAUCCCAAAGAGGUUCGAUUGAUGAAAGUCCCUUUCCUGAAAAUAAUCAUCAAAAGAGAAAUUUCAUUAUUCCAAAACAUCAAACUGAAGAAGAUAUACAAAUUCCUAAUGAAUUAUCAGAUAUGGUUGAUAGUUUUCUAACUUUGGAACAUGAUGAUGGUAAAAAGAAAAGGAAAUUAAGAGGUGGGAAAAAUAGAAGAGCAAGUAAUGAUUCAUCUUCAGGAACUUCAAUGAACAGAAAUCAAUUACUAAAUAGUGAAGAAGUAGAAGAAUCUCAGUAUGUUUAUGAUGUUUAUCAAUUAAGUGAAAGUGAACCAUUAACAACUGCAAAUCAUCCACUGUCACAAAUUGGAUAUAUUCGAUUUUUUGAAGAUGAUAACGAUCAAAGUUUAUUAAUAAAUGAAGAAGAAGACGAAAAUAGACCAAGUGUUUUAACAGAUGAUGAAGAUUCAAAUGCGGAAUCUUUCUAUCAGAAUGAUUAUCCAAGUGAUGAAGAUGAUGGUGGGUUAAUUGUACAAGAUGAUAUGUUAAAUAAUGAUGAUAUUAUUAAUGGUAAUAAUGACGAAGAAGAUGAUGAUGAUGAAGGUUACGUUCCUCAUGAUGGAGUAGGUUUCACGGGAGAUGACGAAUAUUAUGAUUAUGAAGAAUUGGAAAAUUUGGAUAAUGAGGAUUACUAUUAUGAAGGUAAUGCUGGCGAUGAUGAAGGAGAAAGGGAUUUUAAAAGAAAUAAAUUCUUUGCAUCCGAUACAGCAGACCCAAUGGCUAUACAUCGAGAUAAAGUGUUUGGCAAAUUAGAAAGAAUGAUAAACGACUCUAAAUAA